Molecule: messenger RNA, 824 nt
Organism: Drosophila santomea
Lineage: Eukaryota; Metazoa; Arthropoda; Insecta; Diptera; Drosophilidae
Product: serine protease SP24D
Exons: 2
Coding region: 36-794 (252 amino acids)
Biological process (GO): proteolysis
Molecular function (GO): serine-type endopeptidase activity
Source: RefSeq, a predicted model, not a curated record
CGAGCCCAUCAAAAGUCAAACAAAAGCGUAGUGCCAUGCAGCUGCCCAUCACCAUUGGACUAAUCCUUGUGGCCGCCGUUGCGCUGGCCCAGCCGCAGGGCAGGAUCGCUGGUGGAGAAGAUGCCGUGCCCGGCCAGCUGCCCUACCAGGCGUCCCUCUCCGUCGGCGGCAGCUACAACUGCGGCGCCGUGAUCAUUGGCCAGCGCCACGCCCUCACCGCCCUCACCUGCGUCUGCUCCGAUGGCAAGGAUAACCCUUGGCCUGCUGCCCUCUUCGCCGUGACCGUGGGAUCGGUGGAUCUCUACAAUGGAGGCAAGCAGCUGCGCGUGGAGGAGAUUACCAUCAACCCGAACUACAACAACCUGAAGACUGGAAUCGCCCUGCUCCGUCUGCAGGAGGAGAUCACAUUCAGCGAGACAGUGAGUGCCAUUCCGCUGGCCCAGGAUGCUCCGCCGCUGGGCGCCCAGGUGGAGGUCUCCGGCUGGGGACGCACCACCGAGUCCGAGGUGAACAUGCAUCGCACCCUGCAAAUUGGCGCCGCCGAGGUGAUGGCACCACGCGAAUGCGCCCUGGCCAAACGGGAUGAGCUGCAGCUGGUGGACGACCAGGUGCUGUGCCUGGGCCACGAACGUCGUCGGGGAAUCUGCAGUGGGGAUAUCGGAGGUCCGGCCGUCUACCAGGGCCAGCUGGUGGGUCUGGGCGCCCAGAUCCUCGGCGAGUGCGGUGGCAUGCUGCCCGAGCGCUUCGUUAGCAUCGCGGCCAACUACGAUUGGAUCCAGCUGCAGUUGCAAUAAACCAAUGUCGAUGGCAAAAGCAUUAUGAAA